UGCAAAUCCAGCAUAGGGAGACGUAAUUUAGCAGUCACUAUUCCUGCACAGUCCCAACACACUGAUUAUAUUUCACCAAAUGUUUCAUUAACAAAGGCUCUUAUAACUCCAAGAGUAAAUAAAAAAAGGUAACAUCAUCAGUUUCUUAAAUAUUUUAAUUCCACGUCCAAAACUUUGAAAACCCCACUUAUUUUUUUAUCACUAUUUUUUUUCAUGUUAACUUGAAUUUAGUAAAUGAAAUCAGGAAAUGAAAGCUGUUAUUUAUUUUUUUAUUGUGAUUAAACAUUUUUUUGUUUUUAUUGUUUCUUUUUUUUCUUUUUGUGUAAUUUGGAUGAAGUGAAAUGUGUUACGGUAAUUUAACAACUGUUAACUUUAUUGCACUAAAAUAUAUGUCAUAGUUCUUGGAUUUCUUUUUUGUUAUGAUGUGCAAGAUAUUACCAUAAGUUUUUUUUUCUUUUAUAGGCUAAACCCAGCUCCAGUAUUGCCAAGUGAUAACCGACUCCAGACUCUAAUUCUACCCAAUACUUUGGCCCCUGUCUCUAGUAUAUUUAUCCAGUUCGCCCCCUCACCUGGCUACACAACAACACUGCAACAAACACCUCAAGCUUUGCCAGUGCUUACAUACAAUAUAGCCAGUUCAGCAGUGUCUGAUGUGGCAAGUAGCUGUGGUGUAAAAAUCAACAGCACGACUCUGUCAACUCUAUCCCAAACCAGUCUUUCAACUCAAACAGACGCCACACCUGAAGUUUCCUCCACUGAUCAAGUAAGCGGGGGGGCUCAAGUCCCGUCAUCACCCGACAUGCUUGCUAAGUCAAUGAUUGCCUGCGGCAUCGAAGCUUCCCCCAUCCAUCCAUCACCACCAUCCCCUUCUUCUCAGGUUUGUGAUAUAACCCGAGAUGUGGAGCCAUGUGCAAUGUCCACUCCAACUCCUGCAAACAACAGUCUCAAGCACCCCAUUGUGAGAAAUCUCAAAUCCGCUUUUGAUGCCGCCCAUAGCUCAACUGUGCAGACAGACAUAGACAUUACUGCACCUGAAUCAGUAGUCGCACCAACCGCAGUUUGGGAACC
This is a messenger RNA of Lymnaea stagnalis (great pond snail), 1068 nucleotides long. The record is from the annotation of a GenBank genome assembly. NCBI's taxonomy places the organism in Eukaryota, Metazoa, Mollusca, Gastropoda, Lymnaeidae.